Daldinia loculata is the source of this 2817-nucleotide messenger RNA. RefSeq lists its product as uncharacterized. Bases 121 to 2535 code for a protein of 804 amino acids. The record is from RefSeq and is a predicted model, not a curated record. The transcript has a single exon. NCBI's taxonomy places the organism in Eukaryota, Fungi, Ascomycota, Sordariomycetes, Xylariales, Hypoxylaceae.
AGUACACUCUUUAGUAAUUGCGAGGAAUAAUUGCCGAAGAUAACAUCUAAGAAUCCUAUUCAAGUAGUAAAUAUAACAUCUGGACAAGAAGACUUUAAUUAGUCUUACCCAAAGACCUUCAUGAAGCAGUUCGACUCAUUUCUCUUCGCAUCACCGGCAAAAGUUCGUCCAGAGGCUCAGGCGAGAGCAAAUAAUGUUUUUAGCAGCUAUAUCAACCUACGCGAUAUCCUUAUGCGCCAUGAAGCAACAAUUCAGAAGCGCUGGAAUAAGAAAACGAGGCAGCAGAAGCAGAAGAUUCUGUUGAAUGCAUGGCCAGACAUGGCAGUAACACAUCGCCCAGACUUUGAUGCUUUCUGGCGGACCGGUAAAUCUCAUGGGGGCGCAUCUGAGGAAAAUUUCAGGGACUGCUAUCUAUUGCCGCAAAUCAACCAGGAAGAUCUUCUGAAGCCAAAAACGCUGCUCUUGCUACUAAACGCGCGAGGGCGUAACUCACCGUCAGAAUUCGCCGCCGCCGAUUUCGAAGCAAUGCACCUAGGUUUAGUCACCAAUAAUAUGAGGUCUAUAUUCCUAAUUGGAUAUACUUUAGCCCUUCAUGGCGCUCAUAAUGCUACUGAAUACGGCAAGCUCUGGGACUGGAGCGAGCACCCCGAAGCCCACGACUGGGUGGAUACUCGAAAGCAAUUCCUCCCUAGCGAAGGCUUGCUAAUUCUUGAGGCCCAAGAGAAGCUUAUGGAAUUCCUAGUUACUUGCUGCCAGUAUAUACUGCACGAUAUUCCAGCCGAUAGCCUCGUAGCAGAUACCUUUCCCGUUCAACCCGAGCCACAUUUGAAGACAGGAAAGGAAACGAAUGGCUUUGAUUCUUUGGCUGUGAUGGCAGCAGAGAUGCCUUACCGACUACCUGCCAGGCUAGAUCUCAGCCGAAUUGAGUCAGUUCUUGGCGCCAGACUAUCCGCAGCUGAAGACCAUCUAUGGGCCAUACGGGAAGAUCCAGCAUAUUUCCUUGAGCAGCUCAUUGAGGCUAAGGAACACCGGCAAGAGCUAUUAAAGGAUACUUGUGGAGAUGACCCCGUCUUCCGGAAAGUUCACGACAAGAUGUUCUGGGCUCGCGUCUAUGGAACAGUUCCUUUCGAGGCUUACUUACAUUAUCAGGCCUUUUCGGACCUGUACCAACAGGCCCAAGCACUACGGUUACUACAGAUCAAGUAUGCGGCCGUUAUAUCACCUACCAAAGACUUACCUGGGGAGCUGAUGAACGCUAUACUCAAAUUCCGUCGUUAUUUAUACCAAACAGCUAACGGCCCCGUGGGUGGACUUAAGGACGGCGUUGUUGCUUCUCCUCCGUGGCGUAAGUACUUUGUUCGCCAGCCGCCACCGAACCCUACCUCAACCACGAUUCGUACACAGCAGAAGAUGGGCGUAAAGAUGAGCACCAUUGAGCACCAGCUGUUCUGGAUUCUCCGUACGAUAUGGGACGACGGCGAGGAUCUCUUUUUUGCUCGCCUACCGCUAAUUGUCGACGAGCUGGGAAGGCUGCUUGAAACCGAACCACGCACACAGGAACUAGUAUCUCAGAGGAUCGCCGGCAUCAUUGGUGAUCUAGCCAUCAUCUCACAUUGCAUAAGCCAGAUCGAUCUAUAUCAGCCGUGGGCAAGGAGCUUUGAGAUGGCUUCAGCCAAUAUGUCAGACGACAUCGAAGAUGAAUUUAAGAAGCGCAUUAAAACAUGGGGCAUGUUCACGGAAGCGGUUCGAGAUAGAAACCUUGUCCAGAUCGCCCAGAUCGGUAAUCCUUCUGAUAGAAGAUUCGCCUACCCAUAUGAGAAACGCCGGACUAAGCAAAACGUAGAGGAACUGCGGCGAGCUGAGCAACAUCUCGACCAGUUCUGGGCAGGGUUUGACCGGGUUAUAAGUACAAAAUGCGGGGGUCUAAAGGGUACGGCCGUCCAUCGCGUCCUAUCCCAACCACGCGUGAUUCAACGUACACCAGACUGGGUUGACCCCCCACCAUCUGCAACGAAAGCGCCAGGCCGAGAACCAAUCCUGGAUCCAAACACUGCUGAUCUGUAUAAACCCCUCUCUACCAUCUAUAUUGGAGAACCAGCCGGAAUUACCAGCAACGAAGCUGAAGCGCUGACACCGAAGACCAAGACCAAGACAAGAGACUUAUCUUCUAAUGACGCCACGGGGCCGGCAACUCUCGUCAUAGAUGAAGACCCAAAACCUAAACCAAUUGCCAUCCCUGUCAACGCCCGCUCUCUUAAGGUAUUUCGUACACUCUUUUUUAACCCGGCUAUAGCGUCUUCGCCUGGCGAGGUCUCAUGGAACGACUUUCUACACGCCAUGACAUCUUCAGGCUUAUUUACGGCCGAGAAGCUAUACGGGUCCGUCUGGCAGUUCCAGAAACUAGAGGGCGACCAGAGCAUCCAAUUUCAUGAACCGCAUCCCCGAGGGAAGAUACCAUUCACGACUGCGAGGAGACAUGGGAGGAGGCUUAACAGGGCAUUUGGGUGGGGCGGGGAUACGUUUGUCCUCGAGUAGAAAUAAGGAAGGGUUUCUUGCUGCGCCCUUUGGUCUCGUAAUUGGGGUAUCAAUCCCGAGGCCGAGACUAUCGGGCCAAAUGAGUUAACCCUUUACAAGAACAAUACGAUAUAUCAACGACGGGUGGAUAGCGUAGGCAGGAUCUAUGGAGGGUAUUUAAAUGUAGUUCGAGAAAAAUCGUGUUGUCUAUUGCAGUGAAGAAAUAUAGCCUAGAGGCUCAGGUGUAUCUAGGUUCGUAUUUUAGGUAUCAAUAUAUGAGUGGUGUAAUUACUAUACUACCUA